Molecule: messenger RNA, 7720 nt
Organism: Photinus pyralis (common eastern firefly)
Lineage: Eukaryota; Metazoa; Arthropoda; Insecta; Coleoptera; Lampyridae
Gene: Clk
Product: circadian locomoter output cycles protein kaput
Exons: 11
Coding region: 1160-2806 (548 amino acids)
Biological process (GO): circadian regulation of gene expression; regulation of transcription by RNA polymerase II
Cellular component (GO): CLOCK-BMAL transcription complex; nucleus; cytoplasm
Molecular function (GO): DNA-binding transcription factor activity, RNA polymerase II-specific; protein dimerization activity; RNA polymerase II cis-regulatory region sequence-specific DNA binding
Source: RefSeq, a predicted model, not a curated record
AAAGCCCGAGGAUUGCAUAAAAGCAGUUUAAACCUCGAUUAGAUUAAUUAUUUGAAAUUUGACCUGGGCUAGGUGCUUAAACGCAACGGCUUUGGGCUGGCAGACUCACGGGUUACUUGAGGCGAACCCCGUACCUAGCGGCCCGCGACUUUUUAGCCAUAUAAGAGACGCUUAGUGAAAUAUGUCGCCAGCUCUUAGACUAUUACGGUAGGGUCUGACAAGGGGUAGGGUUUACAAAUUACAGAUACUUCCUAAUCAAUACUGUAUUGACGCCGAACCUUUUAUUCUUUGCUGCCUAUAGGCAUAUUGAUCUUAUUUUUACAUUGCACCAAUUAGCAAUUAGCAAUUGCGAUAGCGGCACUUUCAAUGGAUACUUAAUUCUUGGUGGUAAGGCUUAACAAGUCUUGCUUGUUAACUUUGAGGGUUGAGCCAGAGCUCGUGUUUCCUACCUACCUACGGCGCCGAAUCUAAAAUUACCUGUUGCAAUUAACUCCAUAUUACUUACGUUGGCGAGAGGACAACAUUACCCUUUACAUACCUAUCGAAAUCGUUGCCUUUGAAAACGUCUUCGUUAAGGCUCAUUAUUCUAGAAGAGCGAAAGGGAGUAAAUUCCGUUAAUUUAUCACAAAAAUCGAAAUGAGAGCAUGUGACAAAUAAUGGAAGUUUCGCAAAAGAUGGAAGCGAAGCUAGUCUAAAAGUGCGUUCCUCCAGCAGAUAAAAAUGACGCAUUACGUAUUUGCCGCUUCUAAAUGUCAACCUUCCAAAUUUGAUUGAUUAGAAGCCAAUUACGCGUGCGCAUUAAGUCAAGGAGUGCGCUACAAGUGUACUGAAUCGCGUGUUCAAGAUUAUUACAUUGAAAGUACUUCGUAAUUUACAUUAAUGUGCUGUAUUCUAUUUAAUUGUGAACGCGAUCGUGAAUGUGCAUGUAAAAAGAUUCGUGAAGAACAGCACCCCAAUUCGGUGCAGUGAAAUCAAUAGGGUGUUCGAGUGAGAAUGUAACAGUAUUUAUGAAAAUGACUAUUAUAAUUAAACAAAUAACUUUUUUAAACUUGAUUUAUAAAUUAAUAAGUCAAUAUGCAUUUUGGAAUGUUAAUGAUUUUUUUGUAUUGGAAGUAUAAGUUAAAACAACCCCUACAUUUUUCAUAAAAAGUUAUCCAAUAUGAAAAAGGGAAAAGGACAUCGUUCUGAUGACACCAUGGACGAAGAGUACGAAGACAAGGACACCAAACGAAAAUCGCGAAAUUUGAGCGAGAAGAAACGAAGGGACCAAUUUAAUCUACUGCUCAACGAGUUGAGCUCCAUGGUUUCGUCCGGUGGAAGAAAGAUGGAUAAAUCGACCGUCCUCAAAUCGACAAUAUCGUUCUUGAAGCAUCACAAUGAAAUUGCCGUCCGUUCUCGAGCGCACGAGAUCCAAGAAGAUUGGAAGCCUUCAUUUUUGACCAAUGAGGAGUUUACCCAUUUAGUAUUGGAUGCUGUUGACGGAUUUAUAAUAGUCUUUUCCGUUUCGGGGCAUAUUCUGUAUGCUUCAGACAAUAUUACGACACUGUUGGGUUAUCUUCCGAAUGAUGUGUUAAACACAACAAUCUAUGAAAUGGCGACCGAAAAGGAACACAACAGUCUAUACAACGUCCUCUUUACACCCGACCAAAAAGGACAAAUAUCCUUUUCUUGCUACUUGAAAAGAGGCGAUUCAGAUCUCUCGCAACGCACCUACUUUGAACUUGUGCAUUUAAUUGGAUAUUUUAAAUCAGAUCCCAGUGAUGAUCAAAGUGAUAGCAGAUAUAAUGGAUAUUCCGAAGGGGAGACGAGACAACUAUUUGUCGGAACGGCUAGGUUACAAACUUCCCAAAUCUUAAAGGAAAUUUCCCUGAAAGACUCGUCGAAGAAUGAGUUUAGCUCUAGACACAGCUUGGAGUGGAAGUUCCUCUUUUUGGAUCACAGAGCGUCUAGCAUCAUUGGCUAUUUACCGUUCGAACUUUUAGGGACAUCCGGGUAUGAUUACUAUCAUGUCGACGAUUUAGACGAGGUUAUUAAGGGCCACAAGGCGUUGAUGGUCAAAGGGGAAGGUACGUCGUGUUAUUACAGAUUUUUAACGAAAGGCGAACAGUGGAUUUGGCUGCAAACCCGAUUUUACAUCACCUAUCACCAGUGGAACUCAAAACCGGAAUUUAUUGUUUGUACGCACCAGGUCAUGAGUUACAGUGAUAUGACGCGUGAACCAAAAGAUCACAGCGAGAGCGAACAGGUGGAGGCGCCAACAUCCAGCUGGUGUAACCGAUUUGGCGCAAGCAAAUUUGAUAACGACAUGUACUCUGAUUGCACCUCAUUGUCCGCUGAAUCUCCAGGGUCGAUUAGAUACUACAACAGCGACUCCAGUCAAACGCACCAGUACGUAGAGCAACCCCAUUACGUUGCUGUUAUACCCAUGAAACCCGUAAUUACAAGUCACCCCGACGUAGAAGUACGCAAACAACGCGCCGAUUUGCAGAGGAAGCACGCCGAGCUUCGGGCGUCGAUCGACCAGCAGCAGGCCGAACUCAUGGCCGUAUCCGAACAACUUUUUAUGACCCAACUAGAAUUGCUACACCCACCCACCCAACACCCGCAGGUGUCAACUUCGUACACUUACAACCAACCAAAUCCAUUGCCAUCCACUGCCGUUUCCAAGAUGAGUAUUGCGAUCGACGAGUCACUCCCAGCAGUUGUUCAAAAUGUCACGGUUUCAGCAAGUGAACUAAAUUCGUCUGACAUAUUGUAUUCGCCUACGGGGUCCAGUACAUCGCUCAAUUUGAUCGAAUUGAAGUGAUCAAAUCGAUAGUAAUUCGAGAGGAAGAAAGAGACUGUGAUUACUUUGUAAGCUUCCCUGAUUCUACAACUCGGGUUUUGUGUGCACUGCUCAGUUAAUCAGGAUUUAUAAGUGCGUGGUGGUUUUUUCUCUAUGACUACUAAUGUCACUGCAAGUAAUCACAUUCUCCAAUGUAUAAAACUCAUCCUAGUUUCAUUUUUGUGUACUAUGGCGAGAGGCGGGAUUUAAAUUUUCUAUUGGUAUCGUGAAACAUUUUAUUAUGAAACUUAAUUGUUUUCCGCAGGCUAAUUAGUCCGGUCAUAGUAGGAAUAGAAAAAAAAAUAAUUUGUGUAGUUCCAAUUUCCAUUCCACGUCGGGAAUGCGUAGUUGAAGUCCCCUGAUGAUUAUGUAAUUAAGUCCCGAGCGAUUUCGGUGCCGCCGGCAGGACGGGAGGGGGUUGAGGGUACAAUUUUGCGGUUUUUCGCCUACUUAUAUCUUGAAAACAGUGCUUCUUAUCAAAAUCGAAAGCUCAUAACAUUUGGUAUAACUUUGUUUCUAUAUAUUUUUUUCAAAAAAAACUCAUCGUAAAAAACUCAAAGUAAUGCAAAAUAGUAGUAUCUAUAAAAUAGUAUUAAGUAUAACGUAGCAAUAGAAAUGGAUUGUGCUGGUCUUGUAUGGUAGUGUUUAUGCUUCGACUUUACCUACAAUAAAAAUUUGAUAUUAAACAUAAAUAUAGUAAAGCAAAGAUAAUGUCCAAUUCAGAAGUACUUAAAAUUCCUGACCCCGUCUACGGCGUCCUCUUUAUCUUCUUUGCAGGAUUGUGGAGAGUUAAAAUUAAAACAGCUUUCUUGGCGGUUGGCCCAGACAGUGGUACAAAAUAUACCGUCCAAUAGUUAUGGUAUUAGGGAAAGUAAUUCUUAUUAAAUUAUAUUAAAUGAAUUGGUUUCUAUACAUAUAUACAUAUAAUAAUAAUAAUAAUUCAUUUAAUGAAAUUUGAAAUGUAACCACAAAAUUACCGAUAUUGCCUAAUUUAUUGAGGAGUUGAAGAUAAAUUAGCAAAUGUCAGUGAUUCAUGAAGGAAAUUUAAUUCCCUACAAUUUCAUAAUAUGUACCUACCUUAAAUAUAUAUUUACAUCUGUGAUAAUACACUUGUGCAUACGUAAAAAGUGAACAGGUAUAAUUAGCUAUAGGGAAGAGUUCGAUCGAAAACGUGAGUUUUCUGAAAAUUGCUCAUCUUCAAGAGGACGUAGCUUAAAAACGAUGCGUUUCAUCGAAAAAAAUGUAUAGAAACAAAGUUGUAGCAAAUUUUAUUUGGUUUUGGUUUUUAAUGCUUUUUCUUGGCAUAUAAUGACCAGACUAAAUAACAAAUGUGCAAGUGGAUGGGAUUCAGUCAGAAUAUUCAGACCAUUCGAAAUUUAACAUUUAACUACGUUGAUCCACUGUUUAAUUGUUAGGUACUGUAAGGUACAGCGUUCCGGAAUGUAUACAGGGUUACCCGACAUUCGCCGCAGCAUACGAAAAUGCCGUUAGCUGCGUGCAAAUAUGAAUUACAAUGCGGCGUACACUUAUAUAGUAAUGCAGGUUUCGACGCAGCAUCGGCCGACACGUUAGAAAUUCCAUGGAAAAGGAUCAUGCAGGAUGAGCACAAGGAAACAACGAAAGAAAAUUGUACUUUAUUCGAAAGAAAAAAAUACAGCCUUCGGUUACAUUAAAAAUGAAACAGCCUUCGGUAACACAAAAAAAGAACAGAGCAGUCUAAGAAAAGAAAUUGCGUCGCAUCUGCCGUUAUAGUAAGUGUUCAAAUAAGUCCCCGCCAGUAGCAAUCGUGUAAUGAAAUCGGUUUUCAAAUUCUGCAGUCACAGACAUGAGUUGGGUAUGAGUGAUACCCGCAGAACAUUCACGGAUGGCAUCUUCCAAAGCAGCAGUGUUCGGAAACGGUCCACUUGCAUAAAUGGAAUCCAGGUGACUCCAGUAGAAGAAAUCGAGAGGGUUCAUGCAUGGUGAGCGUCAAAAUUGUGACAGGAAUUAUCCGAUGAGUAAUGACAAGUAGUGACGAAUCCUAGUACCAUCGCCAACUCGUUGACCAAUGCUGCGUCGAAACCUGCAUUACUAUAUAAAUGUACGCCGUAUUGUAAUUUAUAUUUGCACGCAGCUAACGGCGUUUUCGUAUGCUGCGGCGAAUGUCGGGUAACCCUGUAUAUAUUAUAUUAAACUUUUAAACACUAAUGGCCGUUUGCACCGACAAAUUUAAGUGAAGCUCAGCUUAGCGUAGCUUAAAAUCCAUGGCAAUGAUUAUUGCGACAAUGGCUGUCAUGGAUUUUAAGCUACGCUUAAGCUUAGUUACACUUAAAUUUGUCGGUGCAAACGGUCAUAAAUGAGUAAACAGUACCUAAUAGGCGACACAGUUGGAUCGACAUAAGUAAUAUGCUUUCUAUAUUCGAGUAGAAUCUUAUAGAUUUUCAUAAUCUUUAAAAGUGCCACGAGACAAUUCAGAAUUGGAAUUUUCAGAACGGUCGUAAAACAAAAGGUGAAAAUUCGCUUUUUUUUACACUGAGCAUAUAAGCACUUGCACGAAUGAUCUGUGAUCCCAUCCGCCGCUCCACAAAUGACAUCUCUUGGAAAACUAAUUGUCAACAUUGCUAACCGUUCUGUGCUGGUGACAUUGUCAUGUAUUUUAUAUCUAGAGGAAAGUCAAAUUUCAAAAUGUUCGAGAGAUUCCUACAUCUAUUCAUUUGGCAAAUCUGUUGAUACCGACAUUUUGUACUCAUUUUGUACUCAUUUGUACCGAAAGAAACAAAUUUUGUACCAUUAUCUUUCUUAUUCUUUUCAUUAGUUCCGUCCAUUUUGGAAUUGAUAUUUCAUACCUGUAGUGCAAAUCUUAUCCUCAAUAGCCGAAAUCGGACAAUGCUCGAAAUUUAUAACCAUUAACGCGUUGUGGGCACUGCGGUUUACUCCGAAUGCGAUAAGAGUUUAGUUUUCCGACGAAUGGGUAAAUCAAUUUAAUCAAAACACGUUCUGGGCAUAUUUAUUCACCCACAAUGCAAAGCCAAAUCCCAUGCGCAUCCCCUGUUUCGCAUUAUGGGUCAGGGUAUCUUUGUUUGCUCAUGUCACGUUGCGAAUUUUUAUUUUUAUAAGAGUAGAAUGUUAUUUCUUGAACAAAAGUUGCAUUUUCCAUUUACUUUUACUGUUUCAUUUAAAGGCUCUUUGGCUAAUUCUUAUUACAUGUUAUAUUACACGCAACGCGAAGUGAGCAAACCAAGAUACCUCCACAAUCCAAAGCAAGCGCACAUGAGUAGGUUUUUUUAACUAUUCUUCGGAAACUAGACAUUGCGGAUAAACUGCACUGGUCACAAUGCGUAAUGGCCAAUGGGUAUACAUUUCGGACAGUGUCCGAUUUCGGCUAUUGAGAAUAACACAAAUAAGUACCAAAUAGUUAUAAAUCACAUUAGACCGUCCCUCGUAUUGAAGUGUUACAUUAAGUGUUGCUAUAUGUUUUGUAUGAAUAUAAGUUGAAUGGUUUAUUGAGAACAAGUGAUAUUUUGUGACAAAGUUUUUGGAUAAGUGAUGUUGGCUGUGGGGAGUGUAUUGUGUUAUGUCUAAGAAUUUGUGUUUUUCAUAGGUCCUACCAAAUGACUAAACGGAACUAAUUAGUUCAUUUUUACUUGGUUUGACAAUCAUCAAAUUGUUAAAUUACUGUCAGCAUUUUUUUAAACUGAUAUAGUACAUACGCAUAGGAAUUGUGACUAACAUUCGAUAUAGUUACUUUAUACUCGUAUAAGAGAGUUCAGUCGACGGCUAUUUUGAAACCAUUUCGAACUGCCUUUUUUUAUUAAUUAAAAGUUUUGCUUCUUAAUUUUGCCCUAGCUAGAGGUUUAACUUCAAAUUCGCUAUAGGAUCCAAAAUUACAUGGUGUGUAAAAUACCCAUAUCUUUCUCAGUAAGUAUGCUAACGUCACCCACAAAUUACAUUUUGGUGAUAUUUUGUUCUUAUUCGGGGAUAGCAAGAUCGAUUUACGUAUAGGUACGUAAAUGUCUCAUGUAACGUUGAUGUGCAUGACGUUAAGAUAUUAUAAUAGUUUAUAUAUUUGUAUUUGAUGUAAUGCCUGUUAACUGUUGGUCGAUUUUAUAAACCCGAAUGAAAGUUUGGAAGUCGGUGUCGCUCAUGUGUUGAUCUCUUUCGUGGUGUUUGUAUUUAUGUUAGUACCUAUUCUUUGUAAUUAUUAUGUUAUGUAAACCCAUUUUGUAUGAGUGUUCUGCAAGAAUCCGGACUUAUUCGUUUUAGAGUAAUUUUAGUUUGAAACGUAUCAGCUCGAAAGAGAAUUUCUGAAUUGGUUGUUCCAUGUGAUAAAACAAAACAUAGAUAUAAUGGCGCACAAAUUGGUCUUAUAACGAUUCCAUUUCUAUAUAUUAAUGUGCCCAGCGUUUUCAAAAUAUUGAACAAAUGUAGACACAAGUCACCAAUUAUUGACUUGUUUCUGUCUCUUAAUCAGUUCCGAAUGACCCAAACGCCGACAGAAUCGCUUAGCAUAGUGAAGCGGAAGCUCGACGGCUGAGCUGACGGUCUAUGGUUCGAGCCAUGGAUCUUUGUAAGUGUAUUGAUUAUUGGAAUAGAACCCCGGCCACACAAAAUAAAAUAAAUAAAAUGAUUGUAUGAGCAAGCGACCCAGCGGGCUCAGUGUUUUGGUUAUUCCACAAAAUGUCCUAGGCUCGCCAAUUUGCUUGUCACUGAUUACCAAGGAUUUGGCGGGUUACAUAAAUAGCCUAUAGGUAUUAGGUACCCACAUUAAAGUUGCUGUUAAUAUAAGAGUAAAUUAUUUUGUUACUACAAUUAAUGUGAUAAUGGUUGUUAACACUCAAGAAUGUUGUGAACUUCUUUUUUUGUAUAAAUAGCUUUAGAUAAGACAAAAACUUAAAAUAUAUGUUCAAUGUCAUUGUA